Mirounga angustirostris (Northern elephant seal) is the source of this 5748-nucleotide messenger RNA. It is a transcript of the gene CREB1, whose product is annotated as cAMP responsive element binding protein 1. Gene Ontology annotation, biological process: regulation of transcription by RNA polymerase II. Lineage: Eukaryota; Metazoa; Chordata; Mammalia; Carnivora; Phocidae. The record is from RefSeq and is a predicted model, not a curated record. Bases 1063 to 1464 code for a protein of 133 amino acids. The transcript is spliced from 6 exons. Gene Ontology annotation, cellular component: ATF4-CREB1 transcription factor complex; nucleus. Gene Ontology annotation, molecular function: cAMP response element binding; protein binding; DNA-binding transcription factor activity, RNA polymerase II-specific.
AUCAAGGUGAGCUUAUAUUUAUAACUGAAAGCCUGAAUUCUCCAAAUACACACAAUUUUUUUUUUUUACUUUAUUUUUUUCUGUAAAGGGCCUAAACCGUGAAGAAUAUAUUAAACUUCAAGUGUUAUUUCACCUGCUUAACAGGGAUGAGUAUAUUAGUAACUAGGAAGUAGUUUACAUCAGAAGAGAUAUUUAAACAAGGAGAUAAAUGGUCCUGCAAACUUCUAGAUGGGAAAAUAUGAGUAUUCUAGAGCAUCAUUUUCAAAAGAAACAAGACACUUUUCUCUUGAUGUGAGAAUAAGAUAUUAGGACCUGUGUUUCUGUUUUUUAAUCCAAGAAUAUUAGAAAUUACGCUGUACUAAUAUUUCAUAUAUGGCUUGACAUUAGUGCCCUAACUUUUUCCUUAUGUAUAUCAAGUUUCAUAGAUUAUAUGAGAAUCCCCACAAAAAUAGUGGGAGUUACACGAAUGUAUAGAAGUUAACAGUGGCAUCUUCACUUUUCAUUUGUUAGCUUUAAGUGCAUUUUUAAUAUAGUGCAGUUUAAACGUGUCAGGAUUUAUGGAUUAUGUUACCUUAAAUUAUUUAACAUUCAUUCCUUCAACGAAUUUUUAUUGAUCACAUGCUAUGUGCCAGUCACUGUUCUAGGUGCUAUGAAAGACAGCAGUGAACAAAUAAUACUUCUCUAUUCUCAUGAAGAUCACAUUUGAGCGAAGAGAGACAAUGAAAAAAUAAAAUAUGUCAGAUUUCAACUAUUGCAGAAAGUGAAGAUUCACAGGAGUCAGUGGAUAGUGUAACUGAUUCCCAAAAACGAAGAGAAAUUCUUUCAAGGAGGCCUUCCUACAGGAAAAUUCUGAAUGACUUAUCUUCAGAUGCACCAGGAGUGCCAAGGAUUGAAGAAGAGAAGUCUGAAGAGGAGACUUCAGCACCUGCCAUCACCACUGUAACGGUGCCAACUCCGAUUUACCAAACUAGCAGCGGACAGUAUAUUGCCAUUACCCAGGGAGGAGCAAUACAACUGGCUAACAAUGGUACCGAUGGGGUACAGGGCCUGCAAACAUUAACCAUGACCAAUGCAGCUGCCACUCAGCCGGGUACUACCAUCCUACAGUAUGCACAGACCACUGAUGGACAGCAGAUCUUAGUGCCCAGCAACCAAGUCGUUGUUCAAGCUGCCUCUGGAGAUGUACAGACAUACCAGAUUCGCACAGCACCCACUAGCACCAUUGCCCCUGGAGUUGUUAUGGCAUCCUCCCCAGCACUUCCUACACAACCUGCUGAAGAAGCAGCACGAAAGAGAGAGGUCCGCCUAAUGAAGAACAGGGAAGCAGCACGAGAGUGUCGUAGAAAGAAGAAAGAAUAUGUGAAAUGUUUAGAAAACAGAGUGGCAGUGCUUGAAAACCAAAAUAAGACACUCAUUGAGGAGCUAAAAGCACUUAAGGACCUUUACUGCCACAAAUCAGAUUAAUUUGGGAUUUAAAUUUCACCUGUUACGGUGGAAAAGGACUGGCUUGGCCACAACAAGAAAGACAAAAUAAACAUUUUAUUUUCUAAACAUUUCUUUUUUUCUAUGCGCAAAACUGCCUGAAAGCAACUACAGAAUUUCAUUCAUUUGUGCUUUUGCAUUAAACUGUGAAUGUUCCAACACCUGCCUCCACUUCUCCCCUCAAGAAAUUUUCAGCACCAGGAAUCAUGAAGAGACUUCUGCUUUUCAUCCCCCUCCCUCUUCAAGAAGUAAUCAUUUGUUUACUUGUAAAUUGAUGGGGGAAAUGAGGAAAAGAAAAUUUUUUAAAAAUGAUUUCAAGGUUUGUGCUGAGCUCCUUGAUUGCCUUAGGGACAGAAUUACCCCAGCCUCUUGAGCUGAAGUAAUGUGUGGGCCGCAUGCAUAAAGUAAGUAAGGUGCAAUGAAGAAGUGUUGAUUGCCAAAUUGACAUGUUUUCACAUUUUCAUUGUGAAUUAUGUAAAAUUGUUAAGGAACAUACCCUCUAAAAAAGAAUUUUAGUAUGGUGUUGAAGAAAUUAAGAAUGAAUUCGGAGUGCUUUCUAUGUACAUUCUCUUCUUCAAUACUGAAAACUUGUCCUUGGUUCUUAAAAACAUUCUGUGUUAACUAUAGCUCUUCCAUAGGGCAGUUGUUGCUUCUUAAUUCAGUUCUGUAUGUGUUCAACAUUUUUGAAUACAUUAAAAGAAGUAACCAACUGAAUGAAAAAGCAUUGUAUUUUAAUUUUAAAUUAAAUUGAAGUAAAUAAAAGUACAAAGCUUGUUUUAGUUAGUACUAAAUUCUUAGUAAAAAGAUGCUCAUUAGUAAACCAGCCCCUUGAGUUAUAUAACAAGGUUUUUAAAUAAAUGUUUUUGUCAUCGCCUUCAGAAAAUAAUUAUGUCACUCAUUUACUUAAAAAGAUAUUUCUAAUUAAACUGUUCACAUUUGCACUUACAUUAUACCACCAACAGGAAAGCCUUCAAGAUGUUAAAUAAAACAAAAUGAUAUAUUUGUUUAUAAAAUGUAAUGUGUUGUAGAAAAAUACUGAUUUGAAAUCUUUUCCAUAUUAACAUACUUUAAGAGUAUCUCUGGUGAAUUUUUUAAUGAAAGAAGUUGUAAGGAUAUAGUUAUAAAAAGUACAGUAUUAGAUGUACACAAGGAAGGCUAUUUUCUUCAGACAUAUUUGAAUGACUGCUGUACUACAAUAUUUGGAUUGUCCUUCUUGCAAAACAUUUUUUUGGUUUGUUUUCUCCUAAAAAGGAUAGUUGUGCUUUAGCUUUUCAAUAUACUGUAUAGCCUUUGUCAUUCUGCAAAGGAGCUACCUGUUUGAAUCCCUGACUAUAAUAGUCUGUAUUUAUACGUAUCAUACAUUGUUUCCAGUACUACUACUAAUUAUUAAUUACUCAUCUUAUUCACUAGGCUUGAUAAAUCUAAAAGUUACCCUUUAAAAGAAAAAUAGGAUUAAGGUGGAUUUUAAAAAUUGGAGACUGACAUAAUCUUAGAUAUAAUUUCUCAUUUGAGGUUAUUCCUUUUAAAAGAAGAGUAUAGAAAAUUAAUGUUUUAUAUUUAGUCAUGGGUUACUUUUAAACAUUGUUUGUUAAUAUGUUAACAAAAUAUGCAGUCAUGGGUGUUAUUGGGUCCAUUUUGAAAAGUAAGAUUUUUAAUUAAUAUUUGUAUAUGGUAUAUUUUUGUUUGUAACAAACCAUUGUCUUUUUUCAAGGGUGAACAGAGUUUAUGAAGGAGCAUCAUUCUAAGAAUUGAGUGAUUGUAGUCUUAUAUUUGGACAAUUCACCAGAUUCUCAAGAAGGCUUUCAAACGGCUGUAAAGUUUGAUGUUUAUCCUGCUGAGCUAAUGGGGAAAGUUGUAGCAUAAAAAUUAUUUGUAUACCAGCUUAGAUAUGUCAUUUUCCAAACUUCAACAGAAACUAAGCAAAAUCACAAGUCUGUUCACAAAUUAGAAUUCUUAAUGAGUCAAAAUGUUUUGAAUGUCAUAAACUUUAUAAAUGAAAAUUGCCUAGUAUUUAGCACGUUGUAUUCUCUAAAGUAAACCGUUUUCCAAAAGUUGAGGCAUUCUGUUUAAUUAGGAAAGUUGAUGGUCCUCUUAGUCCCCGAUAAAUCAAGGCAGUCACAUCCGUAUGAGCGGGUUGAAUUUAUAAGUUUUUAUAAAUACCAGGUCCUUUGUACCUUGAGGAAGAUUGCACUGGUUUGAAGUCAGUUACUUCAUGGUGAGGUAAGAAAUAUAUUCUGUUGCUAAAUCUGUUUUAGACCCUUUAAGAGACUUGAAGGUAUUUCAGUUUAUACAGAUAGAAAUUAAGCAUCUUUUGUGCGGACUUUUCUUUUUUUUACAAGAAUUGGAAAAAGGGUGUUUGUUUUUAAAAAAGCAUGCAACUUUGAGAAUCUUUAUUAAGAAAAUGACAUAAUUAAAAAAAAAUCUUGUAGCCAAGAACUAUAAUAUAUGGCCACAUUACCAGUAAUAAAUGUUUUUUCUCUUCAUAUUGGCCAAAAGGGAAUGAAAACAUCAUCAUAGGAAUCUGUACAUAUGCUACUGAUUUGCCUAGAAAAUAGCAAGUUUGGUAUCGCUUACUUUGCAAAUAUAGGGCCAUGUGGCACUUUUAUCUAUAGGACAGAUUAACUCUAAUAAAAAUGAAGUGGGAGGGGUUUAUUUUUGAUAUAUUACUCUUAUGAGUUUUCAAGCUUUGAUAGUGUUUAACUGAAAAGUGGUUUAGAAAGGGCUAGAUCCAAUGUGUUCACAUUAUUAAAAAAUUGAUAUCAGAUAUAAUUUUAAUUUCAUUCUUUUCAAACUCAAGUACCAUAUUGGCAACCAUCAUAUUGUCAUAGGUGCUCUGUUCAUUUAGAUAUUAUGGGGGGGGAAUGGCAUUUGUAUAAUAUAUGUGUACAUAUAUAUAAAUACAUACAGUAUAUAAUCUGAAGCUCUGAGAGCUCUUAAGUCAGGAAUGCUGAGUAUUAUAGUAUAUUGAGAUCAGAUGAAAUUUUACAUUUUUGUGUGUUCUAUUGCAUCCCUUUUAGUAGUUUCUUGGACUGCAUUACUCCAGCACUCAUUGAUUUUUGUCUUCUGAUUUUCUUCCAAGUAUUUUUUUUUAUUGUUAGUUUUCUUUGGCUUGAUACUUUUACAUAUGUUACUAGUCACUUGAAAACUCCCCCACCCCUGAAGUAUUUGGUUUUUAUGCUUUGUCUCUGGCAGCUAUAACAGUGGUAAGAACGUUUUGAAGAUAGCUUCUAAAAGGUACCACUGAUUUUUCAAAACUCAUCCUGGGGGACGAAUUAUGGUGUUUUCAUUUGAGCAGGGAUUUUGUCAGAAAGUGUGUUUUGGAUGGUAGGUCAGCAGCAGCGCUAGUGUCUGAAAGUGCACACCAGUCAGGCAGGCUGUGUGAUCAGAGGUCAUCUGGCUGAAGUUUCUCUCGGUCUCUCAGGCCUCAUCCCUACUAUCAUUUUGACCACGUGGGGUGACAUGUGGAAUCAUACAAAGGCUUAGGAAGAAACAACAAGUUUGUUUAAACCAGGAUGCUUUUACUUACUUGAAGUGACUUCAAUCUAGAUUUCUUCUUGACAUUUUUUAAAUGUUUUUAAUUUUAUGAUCAGCUACAGUCAGCUACUAGCAUAAAUUGGUCUCUUUAAUUUGAAGAUCAAAAAGGCUGCUUCAUUUUGCAGGAUUAAAUAAGGCUAAUAUGGUAAAGUUAAGAUUUUGAAUUAAAGUGGGUUAUAAGAACAAUAGUUACACACCUUUUCAGUUAUUCCAAGAGGCUUUAUUUUGUUGCCUUUGUGGCUCUGAAAACUUUCGGUAUAUUGUUUCCCAUUGACCUAAUACAAAAGUUGUAUAUUUAUUUGGAUUAUAUUUACAUUGUAUUCUUUGUAAAUGUUUGGUGUAACUUGCACUUUUAAAAAUGACCCAGAUGGGUAUUAGCAACUUGAGAAGUUCCCUCAUCAAUUAAUUGUCAACUGACUUUUUAUGUCUUUCUCCUCUCUUCAAAUCAUGUGACUUUUUAAAUGGAAACUUUUCAUUAAAAUAUUUUAGCACCUAAAGGCUAGUCUUAUAAAUAGCUGUAAAAGAAAAAUAACAGGAAAUUAGAUUUGACUAGCCCAGUUAAUUAAAAGAUGAGUUUGGACCCAAUGUUAACUCUUUUUCAUCAUGGAUAAAGACAGAAGGAAAAGCAACUUGAGUGAAUAGAUAUUUAUUUCCAACGUUGAUGUUGUCUGUAGGAUAUCAAGAUAUCCGUGAAUUUGUCCAGAACAGUAAAAUAUUUUUCAGAGUAAUUAC